This is a messenger RNA of Centropristis striata (black sea bass), 2317 nucleotides long. RefSeq names its product DnaJ heat shock protein family (Hsp40) member C21 (gene dnajc21). Gene Ontology annotation, cellular component: cytoplasm. Gene Ontology annotation, molecular function: nucleic acid binding; zinc ion binding. NCBI's taxonomy places the organism in Eukaryota, Metazoa, Chordata, Actinopteri, Perciformes, Serranidae. The transcript has 12 exons. The record is from RefSeq and is a predicted model, not a curated record. Bases 343 to 1977 code for a protein of 544 amino acids.
GAGCAAUUCUCGCGUGAUUUGGCUGCACCAUACACUACUGAUAUGACUUAUGGUCCCAUCAACCGGUUGUAAAGUAACUUAUCGUACAGAAUAUGUUUGUCAGUGACAGAGCAACUUAAUAGUAUGUGAAUAUGUAAGGCCAAAACAUUAUAAUAUUGUCGCGAUCACCUGAGAAGUCUGAAUUGCUGAAGAGAUAAAAUAGAGAUGCUACCCGGUUGCUAGCAUGCUGCAGUUAGCAUAGCCACUACUAAAGUUAGCUUCGCCCGGCACAACGUGAAGAACGUUUUUUUUUUUACUGAAUAUUUAUCCUAGAGUCAGGUUUAACAUUACAUUUAGCUUACAAUGAAGUGUCACUAUGAAAUCUUGGGUGUGAAACGGGACGCAGGAGACGACGAUUUGAAAAAAGCUUAUCGGAAAUUAGCAUUGAAAUGGCAUCCAGACAAAAACUUGGAAAAUGCUGAGGAGGCGGCAGAGCACUUCAAGCUGAUUCAAGCAGCUUAUGAUGUCCUGAGUGAUCCGCAGGAGAGAGCUUGGUAUGACAAUCACAGGGAUGCUCUUCUGAAAGGAGGAAUCAGUGGAGAUUAUGAGGACGACAGCAUUGAUCUGCUGCAGUACUUCACGGUCACCUGCUACUCUGGCUACGGAGAUGAUGAGAAGGGCUUUUUCACAGUCUACAGGAAUCUCUUUGAGUCCAUUGUUAAGGAGGAGAUGGAGCACGGCAAGGUGGAAGAUGAGGAUGAGGAGGAGGACUUUCCUCCCUUUGGAGACUCUCAGAGUGACUAUGAUACUGUCGUGCAUGUGUUUUAUGGCUACUGGCAGAGCUUCUGCACACGUAAAAACUUUGCAUGGAAGGAAGAGUACGAUACGAGGCAGGCCUCCAACCGCUGGGAGAAAAGGGCCAUGGAGAAGGAGAACAAGAAGACCAGAGACAAGGCAAGAAAGGAGCGCAACGAACUUGUGCGACAACUCGUGGCUUUUGUUCGCAAGCGUGACCGCCGUGUGCAGGCUCACAGGAAGCUGGUGGAGGAGCAGAAUGCUGAGAAGAUCAAGAAGGUGGAGGAGCAGAGAAGGAAGCAGAAGCUCCACCAGGCCAAACUGGCAGAGGAGUACAAGGAGCAGAGCUGGGCAGCCAUGUCCGAGCUUGAGAAGGAGCUGCAGCAGAUAGAGGCUCAGUACGGAGAGGAGUUUGGAGAUGCAUCAGAGAGUGAGGAAGAGGAGCUGGAUGUGGAGACACAGGAGAAGAACAGUGAAGAGGGAGGAGAUGCAGAGCAGCCUGAUGGAGACGAAUUUACAAUGGAUGAUUAUUAUGAUGGUCUGUACUGCCCAGCAUGUGACAAAUCCUUCAAAUCAGAUAAAGCUAUGAAAAACCAUGAAAAAUCCAAAAAGCACCGGGAGAUGGUGGCACUGCUACGGCAGCAGCUGGAGGAAGAAGAUGAGUCACUUGGUUUGAACGGAAAGGAGGGAGGAGAGGAUGAAAAUGAGCAGGAAGAGGAGGAGGAAGACGAGGAGGCAGACAAACCAAGGCAAAAGCUCUCCAAAAAGCAAAAGAGGAAAAAGAAACAGCAGAAAGUAGUACAGCAGAAUGUAACGGAGGAGGAGGUGGUGGAGGUGAAGGAGGAGGAGAAACCAACACAGACCAACUGUGAGGAAGAAGCCCCAGAGAAGUCCGAGAACCCUACAGAGCCUGAUGAGCAGGAUGAUCCCCCUCCCACAGAAGUCAAGAGCAGCUCUGGGAAGACAAAAGGAAAGAAAGGUGGAGGGAAAGACAAACCAAAGAAUGUCAAGUCAAACUCAGGAGCAGAACAUUGUCAAACAGAGAAAGAAGUAAGCCUCUGCUGUGUGACCUGCAACAACGAGUUCCCCACAAGAAACAAGUUGUUUGACCAUCUGAAGGCCAGCGGCCACGCCAUCGCUGUCUCCUCAAACACUCAAAGCUCUGUGAACAAGAGUAAAAAAGACAAGAAGAAGAACAGAUAACACAUCUUCAUUUGGAUUGGUAAACCUGAGAGUUUGAUUCAGCGGGGCAUACACUUAAAAAAAGCCUUUGAAAGUGGACUUUUGUUGGACUGACUGAGACUGUAUAGUUUUUUUAAUUUACACAAUAAUCCUGUUCAGUGAGACAGUUCUGUGUGUGAGACUCUUUUAUUGUUAUGAGUCUUCUGAAUUUGAAUGAUUGAAGGAUUUCAAUACCUUUCCCUAGCUUACCUUUCCCAGUAACUUAUAAAAGUCUGCUGAUAACAAGUGGAAAAUCCAUACAUAAUGUACAUUUAAAACACCUUUUUCCCUGUUAGCAAAUCCUUUGCCGUUUUUGGAAUUA